Messenger RNA from Cyphellophora europaea CBS 101466, 693 nucleotides. RefSeq lists its product as uncharacterized. The record is from RefSeq and is a predicted model, not a curated record. The transcript is spliced from 3 exons. Lineage: Eukaryota; Fungi; Ascomycota; Eurotiomycetes; Chaetothyriales; Cyphellophoraceae. The coding region runs from base 1 to 693 and encodes 230 amino acids.
AUGAUUGCCGAUAAGCUUGACCUCAAGAACCCGCACCGCCGCAUGCGGGUCGGGGUGAUCCUGGUCAACUCGGUCACAGAGAUCCUCGAUGUUGCUACGCUGGACAUCUUCGCAGGCCUCUCGAAGGACUUCACCAACAACUUUCCUUCCGAACUGGUCUCGGACCAGUGGAAGAAGGAAGCUCUUGAUGUUGAGUUCCACUGGGUGAACGAGACGGGCAAAGACGCGACACUGACGGCCGGCAUCACCCUCAAGCCUACCGACUCGUUCGAGACAUGCCCGCCUCUCGACGUUGUCCUCAUGGGCGCCAACGUCAUGGGCUACGUGAUCAACGAGGCCGAAGGCGCAUUCAUACGCAAAGCCUACGACGAGUGCUCGGCGUUCAUCACAGUCUGUGGAGGUGCCAUGUCUGCGCUGCAGGCAGGCAUUCUGCGUGGUCAUACCGCAACAGCGCCACGUCUCGUUGUCGAUGAGCUCCGUAAGACCAAUCCAGAGGUCAACUGGGUGGAGAAGCGUUGGGUGCACGACGGAAAGCUGUGGACGAGCGGUGCUCUGCUGAAUGGAACUGAUUUGAUGCACGCUUUCGCGACUGAACAUUGGGGUGGACCAGGUUCUUAUAUCGAAUGGGGUUUGCAGCUAGGGCAUUAUCCUGCGAGGGACGUUGACUAUGCGGAUGUGUCCCAUAGGCUGUAA